AUGAGUUCUCUUCAAAAGUACCUUUACUUGUUAAUAGUAAUCUUUAUUAAUUUGUUUAUUGCUGCAUCAAGUUUUGUACCUCUAGGUCGUUGUUUUCAUAGUAGUGUUCUUAUUGGAACUCAACUCUACUUUCUAGGUGGAAUAGAUUCUGAUGAAAUAUUUUAUUUGGAUGUUUCUUUACCUUUCGAUUCCAAAAAACUUUUAUGGACUAAUUUGACGACCAAUGCAUCUAUUCCUAUUAAUAGUGCAUUUGAAACAUCAUGUGUUGGAGGUCAAAAUAAUAAAACAAUUUUUUUAUUUGGACAUCAUAAAAAAGAUAACGAUAAAUUAAAAUAUACAAUAACAUAUACUUUUGAUACAAUAAAUCAAGAAUGGAGCAUACCGACAAUAAUAAAUCCAGAUCAAAUACCUCCAGUUAAACAAAAUAUUAAUGCAGCAUGUGAUCUUAAUGGUAAAAUGUAUAUUUUUGGCGGAUAUAAUCCAAAUUUUCAUAAGUUCGAUAAUGAUAUGUACGUUCUAGAUUCUUUAAAAUUAUCUUGGCAGUAUAUAGCAUCUUCAUCUAUAAUUCAACCGACUGUCCGAUCAGGUUAUACUGCGACACUUUUACCAAAUUCAUUUAUUGUCUAUAUCGGGGGAACAAAUGGUGAUUCUAAAUGCAAGGAAAUUGAUAUGAACGACAUUUCCAUAUUCGACACAAAUUCUGGAACUUGGACUUCUAUGGUAUAUAAGACAUUUUGGUAUCUUUAUUUAUCAGAUGGAUUAAUAGUUAUAUAUGGCGGUACUUCCAAUAAUAAUUCUGAGGUUCCAAAGCCAUCAUUAGCCGUGUUAGAUACAAAGCCUGAAAUUUAUAAAUGGCAUAGAGCUGAAUUUUCAGGAGAAAAAUUUGAUGAAGAGAAUAAUCUUAAUAUCAACGUUUAUAUACUUGAUACAAAAAGUUUUUUAUGGGUUACAUCAGCUUCUCACAAUGCUUCAAGCACAAUGUUUUCAAGUGCAACACCUUCAAAGGCAUUAAUACCUUCAAGGACAAUAAAACCUUCAAGGAAAACACCUUCAAGGACAAUAAAACCUUCAAGGAAAACACCUUCAAAUACAAUAAUCCCUUCAAGGACGACACCUUCAAGUACAACACAUUCAAACGUGACACCUUCAAGCAUAAUACCUUCAAACGUGACAUCUUCAAAUGCGAUACCUUCAAAUGCGAUACCUUCAAACACGGCAUCUUUAACUAAUUCUACUUCAGUCGACAACACACCUAAUAUGAAGAUAGUUGCAGGUCUUUCAAGUACAGCUGGAGCCACUAUCCUUUUUGUCGCGUGUUACUUUAUUUAUCAAAAAUUUAAAUAG
Molecule: messenger RNA, 1344 nt
Organism: Dentiscutata erythropus
Lineage: Eukaryota; Fungi; Glomeromycota; Glomeromycetes; Diversisporales; Gigasporaceae
Source: the annotation of a GenBank genome assembly